Tupaia belangeri chinensis (Chinese tree shrew) is the source of this 4347-nucleotide messenger RNA. RefSeq names its product GON-4-like protein. Gene Ontology annotation, cellular component: nucleus. The record is from RefSeq and is a predicted model, not a curated record. Gene Ontology annotation, biological process: regulation of DNA-templated transcription. Gene Ontology annotation, molecular function: transcription coregulator activity. Lineage: Eukaryota; Metazoa; Chordata; Mammalia; Scandentia; Tupaiidae.
AUGGCGGAGGGGGCUGGAGACGGGGGAGCCACUGACAUCAGCCCGAACCAAGGCAGCUCGGAACUGGGGAGUGAAACUCGGUACCCUCUGCUGUUGCCUAAGGGGGUCGUCCUAGAACUAAAGCCUGUGGCCAACUGUGUCCCCAAGAAGGCUUCGAGACAGAAGCAGUCGUCAGUCCUGAAGCCCCUUCUUAUCCGACCCAGCCCCCCGCUCCAGCCUAGCUUCAACCCUGGGGAAACACCAGCCAGGGCCGCUCAGUCAGAAGCCCCUCCGAGCAAAAUGGUGGUCCGGAUCCCUCACUUGAUCCAGCCAGCCACUGUCUUACAGGCAGUUCCAGGUGUCCCUCCACUGGGGCCCAGUGGGGGCGAUGGUGUUGAGUCUCCUGCAGCACCACCUGCUGUACACCCUGAGGCCAGGACCAGCUUCGCUCUGCCCGAGUCGCAGACCCUGCUCUCCUCUGCCCCUGUGCCCAAAGUCAUGCUGCCCUCGCUUGCCCCUUCUAAGUUUCGAAAGCCAUGUGGGAGACGAAGAGGCUCAAGGAGAAAAGGGCCCUGUCUGAAAGCUGCCCCCCUCAUCCAUUCUGCACCCGUUAUCUUCACCGUUCCCGCCACCACCGUGAAGGUCGUGAGCCUUGGCAGUGGCUGUAACGUGAUUCAGCCUGUCAGUGCGGCUGUGGCCCAGAGCCCCCAGACCAUUCCCAUCACUACCCUCUUGGUUAACCCUACUUCGUUCUCCUGUCCAUUGAACCAGCCCCUUGUGGCCUCCCCUAUCCCACCCUUAAUUGUUUCUGGCAGCUCUGUAAAUCUUCCUGUACCAUCUCACCCCGAAGAUAAGGCCCAAGUGAAUGUGGACCUUACCUGUCCUUUGGCUGAAGGGAACAUUGCCUUUCAAAGCCUGGAACCCCAAGAACAAUCUCCCCUCUCUGGUACCAUUGUCCCUAAAGAGGAGCAAAGCCCAGGGCCCCCAGCAGCAGAUAUGGAGUGCCAGGAAGGAUUGUCGGAGAACAGUGUGUGUGGUUGGACAGUUGUGAAAACGGAGGACGGGAGUCAAGCUUUGGAGCCGCUGCCUCAGGGGUUUCAGGAAUCUCUACAUCCUUCCCCUGGGGAUUUCAAGGCAAUUGUCAAGACAGAACUUAUGGAUGCUGGGGAAGACAUGCCAGGGGUGUGGGAGCAGGACAUUUGUGAUGAAAUUAACACUGUGCAACUGGACACUGCCUCCCCAGCGGAGGAGCUGAGCAGCACCAGAGAGGGGAAGAGGCAGAAGGUCUUACAGAGGGAGGAGGAGAGGGGCGGGCCAGCCAGAACCCCUUCAGUGUCUCAGGAUCCUCCUGGUGAUGGGGACUCAGGGAGAGAUGGGAGCAAAGGCUCACCAAAUGCUUCCUCCUCCCCGGACCCCGAGAUGGUGCGCAGCAGUCCCCCAGGGAAGCCUGAAGACCCCUCUGGUGCCGAUGGGCAGUCAGUGGAGACCAUAGCUGGGCCAGAAGCUGGAAGAGAGGAGGGGCCAGAGGUGGAGGAGGAGGAAGAGGACUUCGACGACCUCACCCAAGAUGAGGAAGAUGAUAUGUCCUCGACGUCUGAGAAAUCUGUGUUCUCCGUCCUGGAGCUCCAGGAAACAAUGGAGAAAUUGACUUGGCUGGCAUCGGAAAGGCGUGUGAGUCAGGAGGGUGAGUCUGAGGAAGAGAACUCCCAGGAGAACUCCGAGCCAGAAGAGGAGGAGGAAGAAGAAGCCGAGGGAAUGGAGAGUCUGCGGAAGGAGGAGGAAAUGACGGAUGACGCAGUUGGAGACUCUGCUGCGAAGCCCCCUUCCACCUUCGCCUCACCCACGACUGCCCCGGAAGUGGAAACCAGCAGGACCCCACCAGGAGAGAACGUCAAAGCUGCUGGGAAGAGCCGGAGCAGUCAUCGAGCUCGCAGCAAGCGGGGAAGCCGGGCGCGGGCCAGCAAGGACACCUCCAAGCUGCUGUUGCUGUACGAUGAGGACAUUCUUGAGCGGGAUCCUCUCAGGGAGCAGAAGGACUUGGCCUUUGCCCAGGCCUAUCUCACCCGGGUACGAGAAGCCCUACAGCAUAUCCCGGGCAAGUAUGAGGACUUCCUUCAGAUCAUUUAUGAAUUUGAGUCCAGUACCCAGAGGCAGACAGCGGUGGAUCUCUACAAAAGCCUGCGACUUCUGCUCCAAGACUGGCCUCAGCUGUUGAAAGACUUUGCUGCUUUCCUGUUACCCGAACAAGCUCUGGCCUGUGGAUUAUUUGAGGAGCAGCAGGCUUUUGAGAAGAGUCGUAAAUUCCUUCGGCAGCUGGAGAUUUGCUUUGCAGAGAACCCCUCACACCACCAGAAGAUUAUCAAGGUUUUGCAAGGCUGUGCAGACUGCCUGCCCCAGGAGAUCACCGAGCUUAAGACGCAGAUGUGGCAGCUCCUCAAGGGCCACGACCACUUACAGGAUGAGUUCUCCGUCUUCUUCGACCAUCUGCGCCCAGCAGCUAGCCGUAUGGGUGACUUUGAGGAGAUCAACUGGACUGAGGAGAAGGAGUAUGAGUUUGACGGCUUUGAAGAAGUUGCACUGCCCGAAGUGGAAGAGGAAGAGGAACCUCCCAAGAUACCCACAACUUCAAAGAACAAGAGAAGAAAAGAGAUUGGAGUCCAAAACCAUGAUAAGGAGACCGAGUGGCCAGAGGGGGCCAAGGACUGUGCCUGUUCCUGCCAUGACGGAGGUCCUGACUCCAAGCUGAAGAAGAGCAAAAGGAAGACCUGCAGCCACUGUAGCAGCAAGGUCUGUGACAGCAAGUCUUACAAGAGCAAGGAGGCCCAGGAGAUGGUGGGCAGCAGCCCCCACCGAGAAGCCAGUCCUAUGCCUGGUGCUAAGGAAGCUGGGCAGGGCAAGGACGUGCUGGAAGAGGAAGCCUCUGAGGAGCGGGAGAGCACUGAGGCAGUCCAGAGCGAGUCUGGCAGGACCACCAGAAAGCGAGAGCUGCCCACUGCAGGACUGGCAGUGGGGAGCACUUUGCCGUCCCCUCAAGAAGUGACUGUCACAGAGCGCCCCAUCCUGGAUGGCCCGCCACCUCGCUCUCCAGAGACUCCUCAGCUUCCUCCCCACACUGGAAUUGUACUGCACACUGUUGGGAGAAACCAGGCUGGGCCCAAGGUUCUCUCCUGCCCUAAGACGUCCCCCAGACUUGAGAAGGAGAGGGAGGGCCAAAAGGCCGUGGGUGAGGCGGAGGCGUCGGUGCUGGCCUGGGGUACGGCGGACACCACGGAACUGCCUGGGACUGGUGUAUCUCCUGCUUCCUUCCUGAGUCCCGUUUCAUCAAGGACCAGAGACAGAGGGAAAAGACAUACAUCUGGGAAACCCGACAUGCAGAACUGGCUGCCCUUGAGCACGACUGGGGUGAAGACCGCCCACGGGAUGUCCCCUGGCCAUGCAUCUUCCCCGGGAAUCAACCCCUCAGAGAGUUCUCCCAGAGCCCCUAAAGGGGGUUUGGCUAGAGACAGUGGAGCUCAGGGAAAGGGUCCUGAGGGGGAGCAGCAGCCAAAGGCGACAGAAGCCACAGUGUGUGCCAACAACAGCAAGGUCAGCUCCACUGGGGAGAAGGUGGUCCUGUGGACAAGGGAAGCUGACCGUGUGAUUCUCACCAUGUGUCAGGAGCAAGGAGCACAGCCUCAGACCUUCAGCAGCAUCUCCCAGCAGCUGGGAAACAAAACCCCUGCUGAGGUUUCUCAUCGAUUUCGAGAACUCAUGCAGCUCUUCCACACAGCCUGUGAGGCCAGCUCUGAGGACGAGGAGGACGCCACCAGUACCAGCAACACAGACCAGCUGUCUGACCGUGGGGACCUUCUGUCUGAGGAGGAGCUGGAUGAGUGAGACUGGAGUGGGAGAGUCACCCACACGGAAUCAGACCCAACAGGCAUCCUGACGUUGGGGGUGCACUUGCUUGUUGAACCCUGGAGCUCAGCGUUGAGCUGGAGAGCAGGCGCUCCGGACGAGGACACGGAGGCUGGAGGCUGGAGAGGGCCGGGCUCUGCCACCUUACGCAUCACUCCAGGUCUUUUGUGAAGCCCUUCCCAAUCUACUGUGUACACGGCAGAGAGGGAACGGGCUCAGUUCCUUUCCACUUUUGUCUGGUGGUAUCUAUUUAUUGUGCUGUGAGUGAAUCACAGUGUUUCCAGGUGUAAACAGUGCAUAUGUUGGUGUAGUGGGUCCCAAGACACCAAGCUUUCUGCCUGAAGACACUGGGCUCCUGCAUCCAGCAGUUUUAUCGCAAACUAGCUCUUCCCCCACCCUUGGAGCGUUAGUCCACGAGGCUGUCGCUGUCCUGGUAGCACCGGGCCAGGCUGUGCAGCUCCUGCAGCAGUU